GUGUGGAGUUUUGAUACCAGCACAUUGAUUUAAAACUGUCAACAAAGAUGGGGUUUCUAAGCAGUUUUAACUUCCUAGAGAUGCAGAUUCGACGAUCAUCUGGGUUUAACAAGUUUCCAACAAUGAAGGUUCAACCAUUUGGUGUCAGUGGUAACAUGAUGUUGGCUGUUGGAUUUAGCUGCUUAGUGGUUUCUACAUUCACUCUGCAAAAAUCUGGAUACCUCAUUCCUCACACAACAGGCGUGGGCUUCAACUACAAAAAAGUUGACAUUGAUUUGACAACACCGAUAAAAUACCAAGACAACGAGUAACACCGGAUAUUUUCGUGUUUUUUUUCUGUUUUAAUUUUCCACUGUUUAGAUUUGUAUAGGCCUACAAUGUUAAAAAUUUUCAGGGUAUAUUUUCUGCUCAAAGCUGUAACCUAUGUACUGUACACAAAUGUAGUAGUUUAUGUUUGUUUUUCUGUUUCUGCUAAAUUCAAUUUAUAAUUUAUUUUGUUAGACUCUUAUUCCAAAGAACCAGUCUUGCUGAAAAACUAAUGGAUUAAUUGUUAUGGAAUAUAGUUGUGAUAAAAAUGUCCAACACAAAUCCUGCUGAAGAUGAAAACCAAUUAAAUGAUGUUGAUAACGAAGAUGCCUGGAUGCUUAGUGAAGAUGUGGAACUGGUACUAAAAUCUUGUGAGCAGAAAACAGAGAACAAAGUUACUCUCUCGAAAUGUGGAGUCAGUGUGGCAACUGAUGAGAAGGAAAAUAUUGAUUUAAAUAACAUAGGUGGUGGUUUGGGAACACCAGUUAAAACUGAAGCUUUAGACUUGCAUGUGAAGAUGGCAAGCCUUCGAGAACAACAUAGAAGAAAUGAAGAGCGUUUGGCAAAACUAAAGAGGCUGAAGUCUUAUAAAGACAAGAACAAUCUUCAAACACUUGAAAGUCUUAUCAUUAAGUGGAGAAAGGUUUGCCAAGAAGCGCUGGGUGAACUCAUCGAGUUUACCCCAAAGGAACCAAAGCCAACUAUGUUUCAAUUGCUUCAUCAUUUAUCUAUUGAUACUGAAUUAGUUAAUUUUGAUACCAAGAAACUAGAAUUUAUCAAAUAGGACCCUUUGUUAUUUAUUUUAUCAGUGUAGUGCAAAACUUUUCUUGUUUUAUGAGUUAUUAUAUUAUCCCUUCAUACUAUCACAUGCUGUUGACUAAUUUUACUACAAAAGUAGUUACUAUUUCUUGAACACCAUUGCUUGAAUGCAGCUUGAUCACAAUUGUAAAC
Molecule: messenger RNA, 1257 nt
Organism: Ciona intestinalis (vase tunicate)
Lineage: Eukaryota; Metazoa; Chordata; Ascidiacea; Phlebobranchia; Cionidae
Product: swi5-dependent recombination DNA repair protein 1 homolog
Biological process (GO): double-strand break repair via homologous recombination; positive regulation of DNA-templated transcription
Cellular component (GO): Swi5-Sfr1 complex
Source: RefSeq, a predicted model, not a curated record